AUGUCUUGCCCCCUUACCCCUCCUCCAAGUUCUCCACAAACCCAUCAAUAUGAAUAUUGCAAGGGAUCUCCCUCCCAAGUUCCUCCCUCACCUCCUCAGAGCCUCAGCACUGAGGAAGUGCAGAUGCCACUUCAACUUUGCAACAAGAGUUACACAGGGGACAAUCUUUCUGUGUCCAUCCCUCCUGCUGCUCAUAAUCUGUCAGCUCAUGUUAAGCAUUCUCAUGCCAAGUUCACACCUUACAGCAAGCCCAGUGCUAUCAAGCUCCGCUUUGCCAAGAAAUUGAUGGGGUUGUCUGAGAGAGCCUUCCAAAAGGCAUUGGCAAUGAAGGAGGCUGACCGAGAAUUGAGGCAACUCUGUGCUCUUACUACUGCUUGGGAGAUUGAGGCUAUCAACCACCAGAGAGAUUUCCUCCUUGUGAUGCAAGAAGAAGAAGAGACUAAGUUCCUUCAGUUGACUAAAGAUCUCCAGUUUUUCAAGGAUAUCAUGGAGUGUUGCUCAGUCAGUCAAUUGGAAGAGGAGGAAGAGUACCACAUUGGGGCUUAUGGACAGGAUUUAAUGCUGCUCACAUUGGAGGAUGAAUGCCUCAACCAGAUGGAGGAAGUCACAGGUGAACUUGAAGACAACAAAGUGCUCAACUCCAAAGAUAAUCUGAUGGCCUUCUUGGCCACUUCUGCUAAUGUUGAUGAAAGUGACACAGAUGUGAGUGAAGAAGACGAAAGCAAAAAUUGA
Pisolithus orientalis is the source of this 732-nucleotide messenger RNA. RefSeq lists its product as uncharacterized. The record is from RefSeq and is a predicted model, not a curated record. Bases 1 to 732 code for a protein of 243 amino acids. NCBI's taxonomy places the organism in Eukaryota, Fungi, Basidiomycota, Agaricomycetes, Boletales, Pisolithaceae. The transcript has 2 exons.